UGUCGAGGGAUUCGGAUGAAACCCCUCGGUUACACUUGGCUCCGCCCCUAUGCGACGGAGACGAAAGUGCCUGCCAGGGGAAAGGCUCUAGUACCUACAGAUCUUAGUAUUGCCGUUCCUGAAGGAACAUAUGCCCGCAUAGCUUCAAGAUCAGGAUUGACCUGGAAGCACUCUAUAGAUGUUGGGGCAGGUGUUAUUGAUGCAGACUAUAGGGGACCAGUUGGUGUUAUACUUUUAAACCAUUCUGAUGUUGAUUUUGAAGUGAAAAUUGGUGACAGAAUAGCUCAAUUGAUCAUUGAGAAAAUCAUUGUGCCAGAUGUCGAGGAGGUUGAUGAUCUAGACUCUACAGUUAGGGGCUCUGGAGGCUUUGGAUCCAUCGGUGUUUGAAACCUUUGGCUUGAAUUAGAAUCAUAUUGAUCACUGUAUUUACCAGGAUCUUCUGAUGUGCAAAUUUUGCUGCAGCAUGACUUGUGCUUUAUGCUUUGUCACUGUUGAUCUCUGUUU
Molecule: messenger RNA, 504 nt
Organism: Lycium barbarum (goji berry)
Lineage: Eukaryota; Viridiplantae; Streptophyta; Magnoliopsida; Solanales; Solanaceae
Product: deoxyuridine 5'-triphosphate nucleotidohydrolase-like
Exons: 1
Coding region: 16-387 (123 amino acids)
Biological process (GO): dUTP catabolic process; dUMP biosynthetic process
Molecular function (GO): magnesium ion binding; dUTP diphosphatase activity
Source: RefSeq, a predicted model, not a curated record